This is a messenger RNA of Glarea lozoyensis ATCC 20868, 1845 nucleotides long. RefSeq names its product Ferredoxin reductase-like, C-terminal NADP-linked. Gene Ontology annotation, molecular function: ferric-chelate reductase activity. Gene Ontology annotation, cellular component: plasma membrane. Gene Ontology annotation, biological process: intracellular iron ion homeostasis; iron ion transport; copper ion import. The coding region runs from base 1 to 1845 and encodes 614 amino acids. The transcript has 3 exons. The record is from RefSeq and is a predicted model, not a curated record. Lineage: Eukaryota; Fungi; Ascomycota; Leotiomycetes; Helotiales; Helotiaceae.
AUGACUUCUCAACUCAGAUUGAUGGCUUUCGCAGCCAUGGCAACCUUCGUCAAGGCCGCUGGAACAGGAACAGGCGCAACAACAGGGGGAAACGGCACCGCAGCAGCAGGAGCUUCAACAGCAGCACCAGUAAAAGACCCUUCAAACGCUGCCAUCUUGAACCAGGACUUUUACAACUAUAUAUUCAUCAUUUUGGCCUCGCUCGUGGUGGCAUUAACGAUCUGGAGGGUUCUCAUAGAGGUGACCAAAUACGUCCGUACAACCUCCUGUCUCAACAAUGAGCGUCAAGCAUAUUUCGCCAUCCCGUCGUCGAAAUUUGCCAGUCUGAAGAAGCAUUUCUUGUAUGCUCCUAUAUUUUCGAAAAGACACAACAGGGAAUUCCAGUUAUCUUCGGCCAUAAAUGUUGGAACAUUACCUACACGUUUUCAACUCAUAUUUCUCGCACUUUAUUUUGGUUCAAACAUCGCUUUUUGUGUUGUCAGUAUAAACUGGUCCGGACCGCUGGCUACUGUUUGCAAAGAAGUUAGAAAUCGCACCGGGAUACUUUCGGUCGUGAACAUGGUCCCUCUUUUCAUCAUGGCAGCACGUAACAACCCAUUGAUGAAGUGGCUCAACCUGUCAUUCGACACCUUCAACUUACUCCACCGCUGGCAAGGACGUAUCGUCGUCAUCGAAGCUGUAGCUCACACUGCCGCUUGGAUGGUCGCCACUGUGUCUACCAAAGGCUGGGCUGGCGUUCAGGCUUCAAUCAAUACCAGUCCAUUGAUCAUGUGGGGUUUGGUUGGCACAGUUGCUUUUGUUUUCAUCAGUAUCCAAGCAAGCUCUAUUCUUCGCCACGCCUUUUACGAGACGUUCAAGUACCUCCACAUUGCAUCCGCGAUCCUCGCCAUCAUUGCGGUCUGGUACCACCUCAAGAUUGCUGGCGUUCCCCAAAUAAUGCUUGUCUACGGUGUCGUCGCUAUAUGGGUCGCCGAACGCACUUUGCGAAUCGUCACUCUCAUAUACAGAAACGUAGGCAGUGGAGGAAGCAAGACAUUAGUCGAGGCUCUUCCAGGUAAUGCAUGCCGGGUGACAAUUGAUAUGGCUCGUCCAUGGACAUUCAAGCCAGGCCAACACGCGUAUCUUUACAUGCCAUCCAUCGGCCUCUUUCAAUCACAUCCUUUCUCCGUUGCCUGGUCCGAAGAAGCGGAGAAGCUGGACAAUGAGAAGCUUGCCAUGAACCGUCUAGAAGUUCUUGAGAUGCGAAAAACUACCAUGUCUUUCAUCAUCCGAGCACGAACUGGUUUCACGGCGAAACUUUGCAAAAAAGCAGAAGCUUCCCCGGAUGGAAAGUUCUACACCAAGUGCUUUGCUGAAGGCCCUUAUGGUGGUAUGCAUAUGAUGCAUUCAUAUGGUACUGUCAUGUUGUUUGCAGGUGGUGUCGGAAUUACUCAUCAAGUCCCUCAUGUCCGUGAUCUUGUCGCAGGCUAUGCCAACGGUACAGUCGCCGCCCGAAAGAUAGUCCUUGUUUGGAUCAUUCAAUCUCCAGAACAUCUAGAAUGGAUCCGGCCGUGGAUGACAUCCAUCCUAGCCAUGGAUCAACGCCGCGAAUCUCUACGUAUCAUGCUCUUCAUUUCUCGGCCGCGAUCCACCAAGGAGAUCCACUCUCCAUCCGCUACGGUUCAGAUGUUUCCAGGUCGUCCAAACAUCGAGACACUUAUCGACAUGGAAAUGGAGAACCAGAUUGGUGCGAUGGGUGUUACUGUUUGUGGCAGCGGAGCAUUAAGUGAUGAUGUUAGAUCCGCGGUGAGGAAGAGACAACACGCUGGAAAUCUGGAUUUCAUCGAGGAGGCCUUUUCUUGGUAA